Molecule: messenger RNA, 1441 nt
Organism: Diospyros lotus (date-plum)
Lineage: Eukaryota; Viridiplantae; Streptophyta; Magnoliopsida; Ericales; Ebenaceae
Product: chitinase-like protein 1
Exons: 4
Coding region: 212-1162 (316 amino acids)
Biological process (GO): chitin catabolic process; cell wall macromolecule catabolic process; carbohydrate metabolic process
Molecular function (GO): chitinase activity
Source: RefSeq, a predicted model, not a curated record
CUCCACCGUUCAUCUCCUCCAUCUCUACACUCUCUCUGCAUCCUUGCUUCCUUCCACAGCCACCGAUAGAGAUAUCUCAGCUAACUCUCUCUCUCUCUCUCUCUCUAUCUGCUUGCUUACUGUCGUUUGAUUGCCUCUUGAAGAAGAGAAAUCCAAGCAGAUCUACUCCUCAGCACUCCCAGAUCUCAGCAAUUCUCCGUCCCCCAGAAAAAUGGAGGCCAAAGGGUGGGUUUUGGCAAUGGCGGUGGUAAUGGCGGUUGCGGCUGUCGCGAAUGCCGAUUCGUCGACGCCGAGGCUGGUAAAGACCGUGAAGGGGAAGAAGGUUUGUACCAAGGGUUGGGAGUGCGCAGUUUGGUCCAAGUUCUGUUGUAAUGAGACUAUCACGGACUUCUUCCAGACCUACCAGUUCGAGAACCUAUUCCCCAAGAGGAACUCUCCGGUGGCCCACGCCGUGGGAUUCUGGGACUACAGGUCUUUCAUCCUUGCCGCCGCCCAAUACGAGCCACUCGGCUUCGGCACCACCGGCGGAAAGAUGAUGGGCAUGAAGGAAAUCGCCGCCUUCCUUGGUCAUGUUGGCAGCAAGACCUCUUGUGGUUAUGGAGUGGCUACAGGAGGACCACUGGCUUGGGGCCUUUGCUUCAAUAAAGAAAUGAGUCCUAGCCAAUCAUACUGUGAUGAUUAUUACAAAUACAUCUAUCCCUGUGCUCCUGGCACUGAAUACUAUGGUCGCGGUGCUUUGCCUAUUUACUGGAACUACAACUAUGGAGCUGCUGGAGAAGGCGUCAAGGCUGACCUGUUGAACCAUCCAGAAUACGUUGAGCAGAAUGCCACCAUUGCUUUCCAAGCUGCAAUUUGGAGGUGGAUGACACCAGUCAAGAAGUCACAGCCCUCAGCUCAUGAUGCUUUUGUUGGCAACUGGAAGCCCACCAAGAAUGACACCUUGGCCAAACGCAGUCCUGGUUUUGGCACCACCAUGAACAUCCUUUACGGAGACCUUGUUUGUGGCCAGGGCGAUGUCGAUUCCAUGAACAACAUCAUCUCUCAUUACCUGUAUUACCUUGACUUGUUGGGAGUUGGCCGAGAGGAGGCAGGUCCACAUGAAAUUCUGUCCUGUGCAGAACAGAAGGCUUUUAACCCAUCCCCGAAGACUGCUGCUUCUUGAUCUCUCUCUCUCUCUCUCUCUCUCUCUCCCCAAACAAGAACCGCAAUAAGAAGGCAUGUGAGAUGUUGCCAUGAAAUCAUCGUUGCUUUAGUCGUGUGAAACUCCCUCUUUGAGAGCUAUAAAAAUUGUGUAUUAACUGUGCAGCCCCGUGUCGGUUAUAGUGUCAUUUUGUUCGUUUACUCAUUGUAUUGCAUAGUUUGAAAUCAUGCCAAAACUGUAUGAACCUUUAUAUUUAUACAUGUGUUUUGUUUGUUUAUAACUGAAAAACCAGUUGUGCUA